This is a messenger RNA of Symbiodinium sp. CCMP2456, 765 nucleotides long. The record is from the annotation of a GenBank genome assembly. NCBI's taxonomy places the organism in Eukaryota, Dinophyceae, Suessiales, Symbiodiniaceae.
AUGCUGUCGCUGGCUCCCACAAGCGGCUUUCGGGGCGAACGCUUCGCAAGCGGAGGAAGCCGGAGGAUGCUUGGUGCUUUGCCGCGACAGGGAAGAUGUUGGGGAUUUGCCCCACAGCUUCGCUGCGGCCUCGUCCUGGCCAUCGUGCCCUGUGCGUUGCGGCCGGGCCACCGACACCUGCGGCCGCUGGCGCGUCGAGCCUUCGCAGCCGGCUCGCCCAGUGCCCGCUGGGCAGAUCUGGCCACCAGCACCAGCGAGGCGACGAUGACGGAGGCCCUUGUUGAGGAGGCCAUGACACGUUUCGGCCGAAAGCAGCGUAAGGGUGUUUACUUGUACCAGAUCCUGGCCGUUGCCUUCUCGCUGCCCACAAAGAAUGCCGGCCGCACUGCGAUCAAGCGGGGCGAGGUGUGCGUGGACGGCGAGCGAGCACCUGGGACGUGGACAAGUGUUCUCGGUGCUCCCAUCGUCAACGAGGACGCAGGCGUCGUCUUCGCCGCGGCAGAAGCCUGGCGACUGCAGGGGAAGGCCCUGCCCUCCGCGUUGGUGAAGCCCGUGGGCCGCGGCAAAGGCAACCUCUUCCUCCAGAAGCUGCGGGUCUCUCUGCCGCCGCCCGAAGACCUGAAGUCAUCUGAGCGGGUCACAAUAGCUGUGCCGCCCUCCGAUCGCUUCGAUCUUCUGAUGGACGCCUCCGCCCGGGCUUUCGAGUACGGCUGGCGCACGGACGAGCACGGAGAGACGAAGCUCCUGGAGGACGCUGGUGCCUAG